Molecule: messenger RNA, 1377 nt
Organism: Calliphora vicina (urban bluebottle blowfly)
Lineage: Eukaryota; Metazoa; Arthropoda; Insecta; Diptera; Calliphoridae
Exons: 2
Coding region: 35-1276 (413 amino acids)
Source: RefSeq, a predicted model, not a curated record
AAAGCAUUACAGAUUCUAAAAUAAUUAAACUAAAAUGUCUAUUCCAGAAUGGCUAACAAAAAAUUAUAUCGAGGAAGUGUUGAAAGUAUAUCACAAAGACUUAACGUUAAAAAUAGAAAAAUUUAAUAUAAAACCAGCAUUUGGCAAAGGUGAAAAUUUUGGCGGUUAUUUGACUAAAGCACAUGUGGUGUAUAAUUUGAAAAACGGACAAGAACAUAAAGAAAAUCAUUUCAUAUGCAAGACCUCAUAUGAAGAAGAUGAAUUUGCCAAAGAAAAAAUGGAACCUUACGAUAUUUUUAAUCGUGAGAUGUCAUUAUAUGAACUAGUUUUGCCCAAAAUCAAUGAUUUGUUAAAGGAAAUCAAUGAUUCAGAUCGUCUAUUUCCCACAGUAUUUCAUGUGGAUUACAAGAGACAGGCUCUUAUAUUUGAGGAUCUAACCGUGCAGGGUUAUGUUAUGGCUGAUCGUAUACAGAGACUCGAUAUGGAUCACAUAAAACUGGUAUUACAAAAAUUAUCUAAAAUGCAUGCCAGCUCAGCUGUAUUAAAUGAACGUAAUGGAGGUACUUUGGAAAAAUAUGAUCGUGGAUUUUUCAACAUAUAUACUGAUACUUAUAAAACUUAUUUUGUCAACACAUUUCUAUCGUGUGCUCGUUAUUUGCAACAACUGAAUGAUGAGGAAUCUCGUAAAUAUGCCCAGAAAAUGUUUGCCCUGGAACCCCACUACAUGGACAUUGGUAAGCGUUGUUUUGCCCCAACGAAUGGUCAUGUGAAUGUUUUGGCUCAUGGCGAUGUCUGGACAAACAAUGUCAUGUUUAAGUAUUGUGCAAAAAGUGGAAAACCCAUAGAUGCUUUACUGAUUGAUUUUCAAUACUCAUUUUGGGGUUCUCCCACUUUGGAUUUACAUCAUUUUUUCAAUACAUCCAUUAAAGAACCAUUGAGACUUCAUCAUCAAGAUGAAUUAUUUCAAAUGUAUCAUCAGCAAUUUACAGAUACAUUGAGACAACUAAAGUAUAAAUCGAAUCCAAUACCCAGCUUGAAACAGUUCAAAUUGCAGGUCGAACAAAAAAGAUUUUUUGCUGUUCAUUCAUCAGUUGUUAUACAACCUGUUAUGCUGAAUCAGGAUCCCACAGAUGCUGACUAUAAUUCUCUAAUGGGUGAAGAUGAUCGUGCCAUGAAUUUCAAACGCCGUUUAUAUAAUAAUCCCACAAUUCAAGAGAAUCUGAGGAAUCUUUUACCACUAUUUGAUAGCAGAGGACUUUUGGAAGUCAAUCAAUGAACUAUUAAUUAAAAAUUAUAAAAAGUGAUAUUUAUAUUGUUACAGCGGUGUUAAUAAACUUUAUUUUGUCAUCCCUAUUGCAUUUGCUUCUAUUAGAAAAA